This is a messenger RNA of Spirodela intermedia, 4777 nucleotides long. Lineage: Eukaryota; Viridiplantae; Streptophyta; Magnoliopsida; Alismatales; Araceae. The record is from the annotation of a GenBank genome assembly.
AUGUUUCCGUUGGUAUGUGCCACUUCCUGUUGCUAUUUUUCUCUGCGGCCCAUAAUCAAAAGAACUUGUCCAGUAGAGAGUAGAAAAUAAUACAAACCAUGUCUGACCCUGCAUGUUGAUUUGUAUAAAACGCUGCAGGAAACAGUGGUAGUAUUUUAGUGCACCAAGGUGCUUUUUUACACAUAAAUGGACGAAUUUUUUUAGAUUUGUUAGUAUCGGGAUUAAUAUGUCAUAUAACUGACGUUUUUCUUCAAAAUACUUAAGUUUAUUGGUUUAAGAAAAAACAUCAUGCAGUCAUUUUCGUCAUUGUUUUCCCCAUAAUCCAUCUCUCUCCAAUCUGAGACGUCUAGGUUCCACUGAUGACUUCAAGACUAGGCCACACUUUUCCAUGAGCUGUGUUGCUUCUUUUUUCUCCCUUUAUGGUAGUGCCAACUACCUAAUGGGUUAAUAGAUCAUGUGAUUCAUCAUUUAGAGAAAAAUAAGUCACUUCUGCCUAAUGGGUUUUUUAUUUUUACACCUAUCUCAAUUACUUCAGUCGGUUGAUUUUGCGUUUCCUUUUGUUUUCACGGUCAUCUACUCACUGGAUUGAGUUUUAUGUUUAUCAUAGCUUGUGCUGGAAGUCAAAGAAAAGCUUGAGAAAGAGCAUUCUGAUCUCCCAGAAGGAAAAAACGGAAGAGAUGAUGAAGAUUUGAUACUUUGGUUUCUGAGGGACAGAAAGUUUUCAGUUGAUGAUGCCAUCUUCAAAUUAACAAAAGCCAUUGUAUCCAAGCCAAUUCAUUUAUGUCAUCUAGAUAUAUUGACAUGUUCUGAAGUACAGUUGAUCAUUAUACUUGAGAGCUCGGAGGUAUCAACAAUAGAAAAUGCAUAGCUCAAAAUAAUCAAAGAUUACUUAUUGUUAGACUAUGUAAUCAUUUUAUUUUCUUGUUGGGGUAUUCUGGUUUGUUUUUAUUUCUCUCUCUCGUGUAAACCCGACAUUCUCCCCUUCUUUGUAACAGAUAGUGUCCGCAUGUUUUGGGGGUGUCAUUGUUCUUGCUUUCCUCCCUCUGUCCCUCUACUUUGGUUUACGGGUUUUGAUUGAAUCCGUCACUUAUGAACCUCCUUCGUAGGUCUGAAUAUUUUUUGAAGUACGUCUUAUUCGUUUCUUGAAGGGGUGAAAAAAUCCUCGCUGAGAUUACAAGGUUGAAGUAUGCGCAUCUAUCAUUAUCUGAGACUUCAACUUUUCUCAUGUCCCAAACUUGUUUCAUCAUUUAAGGGAUUUUUCUAAAUUCUAGUUUAUUUUUCAAACUGCAAAUCUGAUCUUACGAGGAACUGGGUUUUGUUUUUGUUUCCACGUUUUGUUUGUUUAAACAGGGUUUUUACUCCUUUCUUCAACUGAUUUUGCUUGAGUGAAAGGCAUGAACAUUGAGAUGUAGGAAAAAACUUAUCUGCGUAACAGAAGAAAAGACGUGCACAGAAAUCAUUUUAUUUCUUAAAUUCAUUUACAAAUAUCAUUGUUUUUCCAUGAUGUCACUGUUAGAUAUGGCGUCAGGAGUUCGGUGUGUCAGAAUUGACGGAGGAAUCUAUCAGGAAAUUGUACGAAACUGGAAAAGCUUAUGUCCAUGACUUUCUAGAUGUGCAGGGCAGAGCAGUGCUUGUGGUGGUUGCAUCAAAGCAUUUCCCUGGGGUAGGCCUUAACCUAAUAAAGCAUUGAUUUGACUUUUUUAGUUAACUAUAAUUGAAAGCUCUCUUUCAUCCAGUUAACGAAUAAUCUUGCGCCUGUCUGAUGGUCCUCAAAUUGGUAGUUUCAUUUCCUUGUCAAGCCCUGGAGUGGGCAUCUACGUUACAAUAGAAAGGUAUGCGGUAGCCUGGUGCUGCGACGCUGUGGCUCAUUUGGGUUUACACACGGCUCUCUUCUGAACAACUAGUAGAUGAGGUCAAUCCUGAUUCUGCUACGACAUGGAUAAACGACUUCUUUUUCUAUUCUAAAAUAAAAUUAGCUGUAUUGGUAGUUAUAUAUUAUAAUUUUUUUUAAAAACAAACUGAGAACUUCCUGGUUAAACUAGGAGUUUAGGAUGGUCUGCUGGUGCAGGAAUCAAUCUCUAGCCUUGAAGCAUGGUGACCUUUUACUCUUCGGCUGCUAAGUUUGCCUCUGCUUUCUUCUCUGGCAUUCCCAGUGACAAAUAGAUUUACGCAUAGCUUUGGGGAAGGAGGGCACAUUUGACACAUGACAUAUGGUUUACUCGGUUUGGAACACGAGGUAGGGUUCAACCUAGAUUGUGGUGUUGACUUUACCAGUUGAUACUGCCAUAUUUUGACUUGGGCCUACUUGUCCUGAAAGGGUAGCUAAUCGCCUGGGCUACCACUUAACUUGUUCUCAGCAGUCAGCUGAUUUGAUAUCGACCUGCCUCAGGGAAUAUGCCACAAGCUUGAAGGAUGAUCCGAUUGCUAGAUAACUCUAUUCAAUGAAUGUAGGCUUUGUGGUGUUUCACAUGCCAAACUGGGCAUGCUUCCCCAAAUAUUUUAUAAAACUUCAAGCGGAGAAAAAUGCUCCAACCUUUUUCUAUCAUCACAUUCAUCCCUAAUAGUGGAGCAUGAACUUUCCUGCCUAACUGCUAGUAGGUGCAAUCUAAAUUCAACAAAUCGUAUAGCUACAUAGUCUGUGGGUACCUAAGGUCAAAAGUCGCAUCGGCAAAGGACUCGGUGACUUGCCAUCUUCAAUGAAAAGGUAAUCUGGGCUUAGCAUGAGUUGCGAAAUAUGAAUUAUUCUCCUUUGAAUCUCUGGAUUCUGUAUUAACUUAAUGAUUCAUCAGCAUGUCUGCAUUUGUGUCGCAUCUAUGACCAACAUAUCUAUCUAUUACAGGAACCACCUUUUUAUCUUUUCUCUCAACUUCCAGAAGAACGGAUAGAGAAAUGAACUUCUUAUACUUCAGUAAAUUAUGGAACUAAUCGAUUGACUUUGGGUGAUAUAUGCAUAUGAUUUUCUUGUAUGAUUUUGCAUACUGUUCUAGUCAGAAUUUAACAUGGGUUUUCAUUCGAAUUUCCUCUGGUUUUUAGUAUGCAUCUCACGAGAAACUAACUUUAUGUGUUUGGUGAAAUAUUUUUUCUUCUCAUGAUAUUUGUAAGUUCUCCGAUGUAUGUGGCACACCUUCUUGUGCAUCCUUGUGACAUAUCACUACCCACUAUCAGAGGCAGGAUUCCAGAGAGAAUGAAAAGCUAUGUGUAUUUCUCAUCGAGAAGGCACUAUCCAGACUUCCCAAAGGGGAGGAACAGAUACUUGCAAUAAUUGAUCUACGAGGGUUCCGCACAGAAAAUGGGGACAUCUCGUUCCUACGCUUCUUGGUAACCUAUACUAUCAGCUAUUUCUAUUAUUAGUAUUGAUAACUGUGCUGAUUUAUAUGCCACUGUGAUUUGGCUGGUUUUUUUUCGCUUGAAUGGAGAUUUAAAUAUCAUGUCAGCUGAUAUAAAUGUCCAAUGUUUAUGGGUCUAAUGAUUAUGAUGAUCUCUUCUUCUUUCUUUUCUUGCUUCAGAUGGGGAUUGGCGUUUUUUGUGCAAUGUCAUAUGAUCUAUCGACCAUCAUUAUUUAAUAUUUGAUUCUGGUAAAAAUAAAUAAAAUCAUUCGUCCCUUUUGCUUCAGAUGGGGAUUUGCGCUUCUAAUGAUUAUAAUGAUCAUUAUUCAAUAUGUUCAGGGUAGCAUGUAAAACUAUUACUGAAAUAAAUUAUUCCAAAAUAAUACUUGGAGUAGAUUCUGAUACAUGUUAGAAUCUAUUAAAGGGUGCGCACACAUCAUGAAACAUAUUCACACCUUUUCCAAUGAACAGUGGAUUCCUGAAUGGUUGUAACCCUUUCCAAAGAUUUUCUAUAUUUUUUUCCGGCAAGUUCAAUCCACCCCAGUUGUAGUUCAGUGAACAACUGACAGAAGAUUCGUAAACAAUUUUUAUUUUUUUUUCCCCGACAAAAGAAUAUUCAUUUACGUAUUUGGAUCUUAAAUGUUGCCCAUUUCGGGCAAGUCUUAUUAUGUUCACGAACCUCCCAGGUUCUACUCUUUCACUUGAGCCAGAAAAAGAUCCCAAAGUAACUGGGCUCAAGCUUUUUUGCCCCAACGUUUCACAGCAUGCCUGUGAUGUACAGAUCUUCUUCCGAGCUCUCUCUCUCUCUCUCUCUCUCUCUCUCUCUCUCUAACGUGCUUCCUUCUUCUAUCUGGCAGAUCGAUGUCUUCUACUACUAUUACCCAAAGAGACUCAGCCAGGUCCUCUUCGUCGAUGCUCCCUUUGUGUUUCAACCAGUCUGGCAGCUCGUCAGACCAUGGCUCAAGUCAUACGCCUCUCUGGUGAGCGAGUCAACAAAUUAUUUCCAUUUUUAGCAAUAAACCGACAGUGGGUCUGGAAGAAACUCAAUUUUAGAAAACUCGCGGAUGAAACCAUGAUAAUGGCAGCGUUUAUUUAUUUAGAUUUGAUUAGGCUUGACUCUGCAAGAAGAAAUUGCCAUAGCCAGGGAACUUGCCCCUUUAUGUGCACCAGGUGAGAUUUUGUGUUUUGGAGACUGCGGCAGGGAGUAUUUCAGAGGUUGACUUCUUGGUUGCCAUUUAUGGAUCGAUACCCCCAAGUUGUUUGUUGACUUCCAGUUUUUACUUCAAAUUAAUGUGGUUGCCAUUUUGUAAGGACUUGCCAUAGGCAGGGAUGAUUGGGUGGCACCUUCUCAUCUCCCCUUUUAUGUGCACCAGGUGAGAUUCUGUGAUGCUGAGACUGUGCGGAGGGAGUACUUCACAGAGGCGACGACACCCGCGAGCUUCAGAGGUUGA